Molecule: messenger RNA, 1136 nt
Organism: Hydra vulgaris (swiftwater hydra)
Lineage: Eukaryota; Metazoa; Cnidaria; Hydrozoa; Anthoathecata; Hydridae
Product: ras-like GTP-binding protein Rho1
Biological process (GO): small GTPase-mediated signal transduction
Cellular component (GO): cytosol
Molecular function (GO): protein kinase binding; GTPase activity; GTP binding
Source: RefSeq, a predicted model, not a curated record
GAAGUAUGACUUUAAAAGAUGUUUCUGGAAUAUCUAAGACUAUAAAAUCUUAUUAUAUUAGAGAAGAGUAAAGAAUAGUGGAAUCCAUGAGUAAGACUUAGAGAAGUCCAAAACGCUUAGCACCAACACAAAAACAAUAACUUAAAAAAGAAGUUUAAGUUGUUUUAAAGUAAUAAGGUAUGGUGAUAGAAACAGAAUCAAAAGAGCAACCCAAAGUGUACAAAAAGUUAGUCAUAGUUGGGGAUGGUGGAUGCGGAAAAACAUUUCUUCUUUUAGCAUUCGCUAAAAACAGAGUACCGGAAAAUUACGUUCCAACUGUUUUUGAGACUUAUACUAAAACAAUUUCAGUCGAACAACAUACGGUCGUUCUUUCGCUGUUUGAUACUGCAGGACAGGAUGCUUACGAUAGACUGAGACCUUUAAUGUAUCCAGACACAGAUAUAUUACUAGUUUGUUUUGCAGCCGAUUCUCCUGAUUCAUAUUAUAACGCCCACGAUAAAUGGAUACCUGAAGUGAAGCACUUUUGUCCGAAUACUCCUCUGAUAAUUGUUUGUACGAAAGUGGAUUUGCGUAAUGAUGAGAACACUAUAAAACGAUUGGCGAAAAUAAAGCAGGUGCCAAUCACAACAGCUGAGGGAAUAAGAAUGGCAAAAUUUGCCAAAGCGGCAUCAUAUAUGGAGUGCUCAGCUAAGACUUUUGUUAAUGUCAGUGAGGUUUUUCAUGAAGCAGUUCAGGUUUCGUACAAAAGCUUGAAAAACAAGAAAAUGAGAAAAAAAAUAAGUCAUUGUGCUUAUAUAUAAUCGUAUAUUGGAUAAAUUAAAUUUAUAUAUAUAUAUAUAUUUAUUUAUUAAACCUAUACUGCUUUCUUGAUCUUUGUUUUUUCAAGGUUUUUGUUCUUUUUGUUGGUUUUUUGAAUCUCCUACAUUUUAAAUGUAAUUUACAAAUAAAUUUUUAUUUUAAUUUUUAGUAGUAAAAUGAUGCUAGAAAAUACAUAUCAUUAAAACGAAUAUUUAUAGUACUGCGCUUUAAGCAUAUAAUGCUUGAAGGAAAAAAUAAGUUCAUAUAAUGUGCAUAUUUGUGUAUAUCUUUUUUAUAAAUUUUUAGAUUGACUUUGUAAAUAAAUAAAAUUUUAAUUA